GGGCCCAGGUACCCCACCCCUGCCCCAUGAGCCCCUGGGCUGAGGCAAGGCCUCUCUGGGAGGGGGCCUCUGCCCAGCUGUCUGACCCCUCAGCGUCAUGGGCAGGAAGCCGGGCAGCUCGCCUUACACGGCCUCGUCCACCUCUAUAUAUAGCCCUGCGGAGACAGCUGCGGAGACUGCGUGACCCAGAAGGAAAGCAGGGGACCAGCGAGAGCAGGCCCCCGAGCCACCCACCAUGACGCUGGGCUUGGAGCAGGCGGAGGAGCAGCGGCUGUACCAGCAGACGCUCCUGCAGGACGGGCUCAAGGACAUGCUGGACCACGGCAAGUUCCUGGACUGCGUGGUGCGGGUCGGGGAGCGCGAGUUCCCGUGCCACCGCCUGGUGCUGGCCGCCUGCAGCCCCUACUUCCGAGCGCGCUUCCUGGCCGAGCCCGAGCGCGCGGGCGAGCUGCGGCUGGAGGAGGUGUCCCCGGACGUGGUGGCCCAGGUCCUGCACUACCUGUACACGUCGGAGAUCGCGCUGGACGAGGCGAGCGUGCAGGACCUGUUCGCCGCCGCGCACCGCUUCCAGAUCCCGUCCAUCUUCACCAUCUGCGUGUCCUUCCUGCAGAAGCGCCUCUGCCUGGCCAACUGCCUGGCGGUCUUCCGCCUCGGCCUCCUGCUCGACUGCGCGCGCCUGGCCGUGGCCGCCCGCGACUUCAUCUGCGCGCGCUUCUCGCUCGUGUCGCGCGACGCCGACUUCCUCGGGCUCUCGGCCGACGAGCUCAUCGCCAUCAUCUCCAGCGACGGCCUCAACGUGGAGAAGGAGGAGGCCGUGUUCGAGGCGGUGAUGCGCUGGGCCGGCAGCGGCGACGCCAAGGCGCAGGAGGAGCGCCAGCGCGCGCUGCCCACCGUGUUCGAGAGCGUGCGCUGCCGCCUGCUGCCGCGCGCCUUCCUGGAGAGCCGCGUGGAGAAGCACCCUCUGGUGCGCGCCCAGCCCGAGCUGCUGCGCAAGGUGCAGAUGGUGAAGGACGCGCACGAGGGCCGCCUCACGGUGCUGCGCAAGAAGAAGAAGGACAAGGGGAAGGAGGCGGCCGGGGCCAAGGCCGCUGACAAGGGCACGGACAAAGCCAAGGCAGAGGAGGACGAGGACGAGGACGAGGACGAGGCGGAACGUAUCAUUCCCGGCAUCCUCAACGACACCCUGCGCUUUGGCAUGUUCCUGCAGGACCUCAUCUUCAUGAUCAGUGAGGAGGGAGCCGUGGCCUAUGACCCAGCAGCCAACGAGUGCUACUGUGCCUCCCUCUCCACUCAGAUCCCUAAGAACCACGUGAGCCUGGUGACCAAGGAGAACCAGGUCUUUGUGGCUGGGGGCCUCUUCUACAACGAGGACAACAAAGAGGACCCCAUGAGUGCUUACUUCUUACAGUUUGACCACCUGGACUCCGAGUGGUUGGGGAUGCCGCCGCUGCCCUCGCCGCGCUGCCUCUUUGGCCUGGGAGAGGCUCUCAACUCCAUCUACGUGGUCGGCGGCCGAGAGCUCAAGGACGGCGAGCGCAGCCUAGACUCGGUCAUGUGCUACGACCGGCUGUCGUUCAAAUGGGGCGAAUCGGACCCGCUGCCUUACGCGGUGUACGGCCACGCGGUGCUCUCCCACAUGGACCUGGUCUACGUCCUUGGCGGCAAAGGCAGUGACAGGAAGUGCCUGAAGAAGAUGUGUGUCUAUGAUCCUAAGAAGUUCGAGUGGAAGGAGCUGGCACCCAUGCAGACUGCCCGCUCCCUCUUCGGGGCCACCAUCCAUGAUGGCCGCAUUUUUGUAGCGGCCGGGGUCACAGAUACGGGGCUGACCAGCUCAGCUGAAGUGUACAGCAUCGCAGACAACAAGUGGGCAUCCUUUGAGGCCUUCCCGCAAGAACGCAGCUCACUCAGCCUGGUCAGCCUCGCGGGCACCCUCUAUGCCAUUGGUGGCUUUGCCACGCUGGAGACUGAGUCUGGAGAGUUGGUCCCCACAGAGCUAAACGACAUCUGGAGAUAUAACGAGGACGAGAAGAAGUGGGAGGGUGUCCUGCGGGAGAUUGCCUAUGCAGCCGGUGCCACCUUCCUCCCUGUGCGACUCAACGUGCUGCGCCUGACCAAGAUGUGACCAGCGCAGGGGGUCUGAACCGAGCAGCCCUCCCAUCCUGUGGCCACACAAGCCCAGGCUUCUAGGGGCUCCAGAGAGGAGGCCGGGAGAGGCUAGAGCCCACCUGGAUCCUGUUGUGCCACCAGGGCGCUGCUUCAGCAGGGGAGGGGAAUCGCUGCCCAGUCCUGGCCUUUCCAGCAGGGACCAGGAGCUUUGGGGCUCUCUGGUAUCUCCAUGUCCCUGGUCUCCUUGUUCCAUGAGCCAGAACCACAGGGAUGUGUUCCCAAGCUGCGUUCUAGGCCAGUCCCAGCCAGCCUGUGUGGAGGUGAAUUUACCCACAGGACUCUGUCUCCUUGCCUGUCAGAUGGGGAGUGUCCCUCUCAAGCGCACCCCGCAGCCUGGAUGAGUCACCUUCCUUAAGAGGAAUAAAGUGCCUUCUGAGCAAGUAGCUCAGGGUCUGAAAUCA
This is a messenger RNA of Canis lupus familiaris (dog), 2567 nucleotides long. It is a transcript of the gene KLHL40, whose product is annotated as kelch like family member 40. The record is from RefSeq and is a predicted model, not a curated record. Gene Ontology annotation, molecular function: protein binding. Gene Ontology annotation, biological process: skeletal muscle fiber development; negative regulation of protein ubiquitination; negative regulation of proteasomal ubiquitin-dependent protein catabolic process. Gene Ontology annotation, cellular component: A band; I band. NCBI's taxonomy places the organism in Eukaryota, Metazoa, Chordata, Mammalia, Carnivora, Canidae. The transcript has 6 exons. The coding region runs from base 236 to 2122 and encodes 628 amino acids.